Messenger RNA from Leishmania braziliensis MHOM/BR/75/M2904, 4035 nucleotides. RefSeq lists its product as hypothetical. The coding region runs from base 1 to 4035 and encodes 1344 amino acids. Gene Ontology annotation, molecular function: DNA-binding transcription factor activity. Lineage: Eukaryota; Euglenozoa; Kinetoplastea; Trypanosomatida; Trypanosomatidae. Gene Ontology annotation, cellular component: cytosol. The transcript has a single exon. The record is from RefSeq and is a predicted model, not a curated record.
AUGAGCAAUUUCACAACGCCGACCAUGGCGAAGACCUCCACGGAUGAUAUGCAGCAGCGCACGCCCUCGAUCUAUCCCAGCGAGAGAGUGCGCAAGCUGUCGCGGCGCGAGUCAGCGCUGCCGCUAUGCAUGUCCCGCGCUCAGCAUGAGGCACGCCGUCAGUCCACUUCCACCUACUCGGCCAGCAGGCGACGCAGCCACCGUCCCAGCUAUUCGUAUGGUAACCCAAAUGUCGUUGCACUCGUAUCACCGGCGGCAAACGCCUGGGGCGCUUUGCUGAGCUGCUCCGAGGUGGCCACCGACGUGGGGCGGGCGAUCCAGAUGUGCUCCUUCUACCCCAGCAUGCGUAUCAACGGCACCGCCUUCGAGAACUCCCUUAACCUGGCUCACCGGCAGAGUAUGCACGUUACUAAUAGCUCAGUCGGUAUGCUUUCUCACGGUCGGGUGGGGGUUGGCGACGCCAACAGCAGCAUUGUUUCCAUCGUGCAGGAUGAUGGGGUGGCCCCGCGUGCCAUGAGCAUAAGUGCGGUGCCUGAGUCUUCUGCAACGCUGCGGGAAGCGAUGGAGGAAUCGCGCUCCAUGCUCGAGUUGAGUCAAGGCAGCAUUCUCGCUGCGUCUACUGGCGGCGCUGGGGUGCCUAGCAGUGGCCGCAACUCUCUCUCCACCGUAGCAGAUGCUGCUGCGCGCACUGUCGCGCUCACGGGCAGCAGCAACAUGGUGCAGAUGGCGUGUGCCAUGAAGCGUGCUGCGAUGUGGGAGGUGUUAGUGGUGACUGCCCUAACUCACAGGGAAAUGAAGCUCCGCUUCCGCCGCCAGCGGCUGCACCGAGCGCUAGAGCGCCACCUUUUGCCCACGCUGCUGAAGCGCAAGGCCGAAACGGGGUCGGUGGUUCCCAAGGGUGCUCGCUCAAAAUACACUUCGAACACCGGCAGUGACCAUUACACCAGCCGAGGCGCUCCGGGCGAAGAUGCCAACCCUACCCCUCAAGGCACCUACCUCCGCGACCACAACGCCUUCUUUGACUCUCUAAACAACGCCGCUCUCCUCCAAUGUUUCGCUGAGACUAUGCUGCGGCAACGCUUCCUGCCAGGCGACAUCAUUGUAAAGGCUGGCGACUCUAGCCAGAAGGCCAUGUAUUUUCUCAUCUCCGGCAAGUGCGAGGUGUGCACGGAACGGGGGCGGCAGUAUGGCAACAACGCUGAACCAGCCGACGAGGCGAGCGCCAUGAAUGAUAAUGCGCGACACCAUCAACUGAAAACUGUCGGCGGGGCUGCGUCCCGACCAACCAAGGAAGUGAUCAUGGCCGGCACCUCUUUUGGUGGCGUGUUUGGUGGCAGCGCUCUCUUCGCUGGCACCUACCGCGCGUUGUCACAGUGCAUCAUGUGGGUACUGCGCGCCGAGGACUUUGAGGACGUCUUUCGCUCGUUUGCAGACCGCGUGAUGCUGGACAAGUACAAGGAAGAGGUGCGACAGCAUAGUCUGUGGUGGCUGCAGCAGUGGUACCACCCGGCCAAGUGCUAUGGAUCCAUCCCCAUUUACCGUAAGCUCACGAAGCGCAUGUCCGCCUACCUAGGCGACUUUAUCCCCAUUGUAAAGGUGCGCGGUGAGACAAUCUUCUCCCACGGUGACGUUGCUGGUGACGUGUACUGCAUGCUCGAGGGAACAGUUCUGCGGCGGACAAAAGAUGCAGCAGGAGCUUACGGAGACAACGGCGUUGCGCAGCGUCUGGGCACCAAUUCCUUCACCGCGCUCAAUGUUUCAGGCCGCUACCUCAUGCUGGGUGAGGAGCCGCACCUGAUCCCUGGGGUGCAACCGUACACAUGCACCGUCAGCAGCCGCGUAGCGCUCUUUUUCAAGAUACCUGGCGAGCGGUUUGUGGACGCGCUGCUCGACGACCCGUUGCUCUACGCCCAGCUGCGGGGGCAACUGAUGCAACGGCGGCAGGACAACAUGCGCCUUCACCCCGAGUGCCUUGCCCAUGUACCGCUGCUGCAGCGCUUCCCCGCCGAGAAGCGUGCAGAGCUUGUGCAGUACGCGCGCCCACACUUGAUAAACCGCUCCGUCUCGGUGUGCGAUCCGGCGCAGCACCUCUCUGACCUUUUCAUUAUCGUGAGCGGCAGCGUCCGUGAUCCGCGGCACUGCAGCCAGAAGGCUACCAAGUCCCUCGAGGUGCCGGCCUCGUGCGAGGUUGAAAAUCCGGAUGGUACGCCAGGCGAGCACGGUGGCGGCGCCAAUGCACACGGCAGAAACAGCAAGACAGAUGGGCGCCACCAUGGCAGUAUGGGCCGGCAAUCAGGGCACGCAGCAAAGCGGGACACAGCUCUCACUUCUAGUCCUGGAGUUGUUGACUCUAUUGGCACCGCCAAGCAGCGCCUUCAUAACAGUCCUCGUGAGGAAGACGCAGUGCGGCGCAGCACCGGGACCCGCCUCUCCGAGGUUGUGGCUGGCGAGGCGGCGGAGGCGGAGGCAGAGGUGGAGGAGCAGGAUGGCGUAGAGUGGAACUUCUCUUUUCGCGAUGCGUCGUUUUCGACAUUAGCGGCGAUAAUGACAUCCCCGAACAACGCUGUGAGUCUGAAGGCAAGUGGGACCCUCAGCGCAGUCUCGGACACUGUGACGUCGGCGCAGCUGCUCCAACAGCUGCUGGAAUCGGCACCCCUCAUCUAUCCGGACGAGUCGGAAGACAUCAAUCCAGCGCUGCCAGUGCAGCCAAGCCGCCGCCUCGCCUCGGCCCUGGCAGGCAGCUGGGAGGCCCUUCUCUUGGAGAAGUGGCCCAACGGGUGGGAGUCAGUGACGACGGUGGAGAUGUGGGCCAUUCCAACACGAAUGCUGCGCCUCGUGUACAAUAGCUGCCCCAAGCCUGUACAGCUGUCCAUCUUGAACGGGUUACGGCAGGCACAGAUGGAGGACCUGCAGCUGCCCACUCUCCCCCACACAAAGCUGCCACCGAUGAGCACCUACACUCAGUAUGGGGAAGCAGGGGUGGGGGCAGCGGUCACAGCCACGAAGGAAAGGGCCGCGCCGCGGACAAAAGGCUUCAGUCGGCGAGGGGGUGACAGGAGGAUUACCUCGCCGUCACUUAGUGGUUGUACUGCAGGGAUAAACAGCGAGGAGGGCGGGAUAGUGGAGGCAGGGGUGCAGCACUCGGCUGUCACGCACAGCACUGAUCCGAAGAAGUCGUCUGCCCGCACAGCCGCGGUGAAGCCUGUCAGUGACGAAGCAAAGGGAGAGGUGCGUCUACUCAUCCCUGCUGCUUCCAGAGGCACGGCACAGGGGCCGACGCGACCGCUUUCAAAGCGGAAGACCACCCCACCCACCAGCCGUACCGAGGCAGACGCAAUUCACCACGCACCGUCGCGCGGGGACGUGGUGCCGGCGAAUGCGUCGGCGUGCCGGGCCCAGAACGCUCAGGCGCGCAGCUUGCGGCGACUCCGCGAGGCAGCCACCGAUCGGGGUGUCAUUAAGGUAGUCCCCGCAGAGCCCACGGUAGACCCCGCUUUGCUAGCAUGCUACGAGGGCGUGAGAGGGGCCGCCGAUCCACUAAUGCUGCGGAUCGUUCGCGACCCGGCGGUGGUGCCACCGCCGUGGGGCACAAGCGGCGUGAUGCCGGCGCCUACCUCGAUCACAUCAGCACAACGGCUUCCACCGAUUGCACCGUCUUCUGAAGCCGCCCCGGCGGAGGCGUGGCCAACUCUUACUGCGGCGCGGGAUCGUUGGUUCCAGGCUGUGCCAUCGUAUGAGCCCUUGCCAGGGACGGUGCACGCGGCGCAGACGCUCGCGUCGUCGCCGGUGUUUGCGCCGAACUCGACUGUCCUGGCGUCCGCCCACAUCUCCCCCAUCCGCCAGCAUGGCAAAACGCUGGAGGGCUACGUGGCCUACUAUUCCGCCGCUGUCUCUUCAGCUCGCGCUGCCAACAGGGCAACACGUAGCGAAACGGCGGCUGCCGCACCCGUUACCGCUUCUACGCGCUCUUCAUCGCAGACGGGGCUAGGCAUCAGCCGCAAUCAUUUGCCGAAGCGCCGCGCCUACGCCGUGUGA